Messenger RNA from Aspergillus puulaauensis, 783 nucleotides. It is a transcript of the gene mpt, whose product is annotated as putative DNA repair and transcription factor Ada. Gene Ontology annotation, biological process: DNA repair; regulation of DNA-templated transcription. The record is from RefSeq and is a predicted model, not a curated record. Gene Ontology annotation, molecular function: methyltransferase activity; sequence-specific DNA binding; zinc ion binding. The coding region runs from base 1 to 783 and encodes 260 amino acids. The transcript has a single exon. Lineage: Eukaryota; Fungi; Ascomycota; Eurotiomycetes; Eurotiales; Aspergillaceae.
AUGACCCAAAAAACAUCCCCGCAGAAAAUCCCCCGCCUCUCCAAGACCGCCGCUCUUACAACCUCCCCAGCCAACCGCUGGCAAGCAGUAGUCAACCGCGACCCAACGGCUACAUCCUUCGUCUACGGCGUCCUCACAACAAAAAUCUUCUGUCGACCCUCUUGCCCUGCGCGUCUGGCACGCCGAGCAAACGUCGAGUUCUACGAUACACCCGCACAGGCGGAACGAGCAGGGUUCCGAGCCUGUAAGCGCUGCAAGCCGGAGACACUCAAGCCGGCUGUCAACCCGCAAGUCUUGUUGGUGCAGAAGGCAUGUCAGACUAUCAAAUCGGACAUUGCAUCGGGCAAGAGACCGACGUUGGUCAGGCUAGCUGGGGAGGCAGGUUUGACGCCUAGUCAUUUCCAUAGGGUGUUCAAAAAAGUUACAGGUGCUACGCCGGGGAAGUAUGCGGCGGCUGAGGCUAUUAGUAUGGGGCCAUGUGAGGAAUUCAAGGGCAAGCCGUUGGAUGGUGAUCCUUUAAAGGAUGAUAACGGGGACGUGCUCCUGUUUCAGCCCUGGGAUGAGGAGCUAUUCGCUGAUUUAGAUUCUUGGUUGGCGGGCUUGGAUGGGGAUAUUGGUAGGGGUGCUGUUGGCGCUGAUAUCGAUAGCACUUUGCUGUGGAAUGACUUUGAUGUUUUGAUAGCCGCGGAGUCUGACUAUUCUUCUUGUCAGGAGGUUUGUCCGCUGACAGGGGCUCUUCAUCUUGGGUUGUCUGAUCCUAAUUCACCUAAUUCUGGUGCCUGA